Cynocephalus volans (Philippine flying lemur) is the source of this 4091-nucleotide messenger RNA. It is a transcript of the gene ATP11B, whose product is annotated as ATPase phospholipid transporting 11B (putative). The record is from RefSeq and is a predicted model, not a curated record. The coding region runs from base 249 to 3866 and encodes 1205 amino acids. The transcript has 31 exons. Gene Ontology annotation, cellular component: endoplasmic reticulum; plasma membrane; recycling endosome. Gene Ontology annotation, biological process: phospholipid translocation. NCBI's taxonomy places the organism in Eukaryota, Metazoa, Chordata, Mammalia, Dermoptera, Cynocephalidae. Gene Ontology annotation, molecular function: ATP binding; ATPase-coupled intramembrane lipid carrier activity; ATP hydrolysis activity.
UCAAUAAUGAAGGUGGCUGCGGCGCGGCGGCAGGCUCAGCUGCGCCGGGCGGGGGCGGCACCGGGGCCGCUCCUGUAGGACCUCGGGGCCGGCGCGGCGGGAUGGGGACACGGCGUGGGGAGUGAGGUGGCGGCGCGAGCGGAACUUCAGCCCGAGGGGCUCGCCCGCUCCCUCCUCUGGCUCAUCGGCGUCCACCUGCAGCCCCUCGGUCCCUCGCUUCGCGGGGCCGGGACGGCGACGGCGGGGGCAUGUGGCGCUGGGUCCGGCAGCAGCUGGGUUUUGACUCACCUCAUCAAAGUGACACAAGAACUAUUUACAUAGCCAACAGGUUUCCUCAGAAUGGCCUUUAUACACCUCAGAAAUUCAUAGAUAACCGGAUCAUUUCAUCUAAGUAUACUGUGUGGAAUUUUGUUCCAAAAAAUUUAUUUGAACAAUUCAGAAGAGUGGCAAAUUUUUAUUUUCUUAUUAUAUUUUUGGUUCAGCUUAUGAUUGAUACACCUACCAGUCCAAUUACCAGUGGACUUCCAUUAUUCUUUGUGAUAACAGUAACUGCCAUAAAGCAGGGAUAUGAAGAUUGGUUACGACAUAACUCAGAUAAUGAAGUAAAUGGAGCUCCUGUUUAUGUUGUUCGAAGUGGUGGCCUUGUAAAAACUAGAUCAAAAAACAUUCGGGUGGGUGACAUUGUUCGAAUAGCCAAAGAUGAAAUUUUCCCUGCAGAUUUGGUGCUUCUGUCCUCAGAUCGACUCGAUGGUUCAUGUCACGUUACAACUGCUAGUUUGGAUGGAGAAACUAACCUGAAGACACAUGUGGCAGUUCCAGAAACAGCAUUAUUACAAACAGUUGCCAAUUUGGAUACUCUUGUAGCUGUGAUAGAAUGCCAGCAACCAGAAGCAGACUUGUAUAGAUUCAUGGGACGAAUGAUAAUAACUCAACAGAUGGAAGAAAUCGUAAGUUAUUCCUUGUCGUUUUCUAUCUCCUUUAUGGAGAGAAAUUCAAACUGCAAGAAGACCCGUACUCCAAGAAGUGUGCAAUGCAAACCUCUGGGGCCAGAAAGCCUCUUGCUUCGUGGAGCCAGAUUAAAAAACACAAAAGAAAUUUUUGGUGUUGCUAUAUACACCGGAAUGGAAACUAAGAUGGCGUUAAAUUACAAGAGCAAGUCACAGAAACGAUCUGCAGUAGAAAAGUCAAUGAAUACAUUUUUGAUAAUUUAUCUAAUAAUUCUUAUUUUGGAAGCCAUCAUCAGUACUAUUUUGAAAUAUACAUGGCAAGCUGAAGAAAAAUGGGAUGAACCUUGGUAUAACCAAAAAACAGAACAUCAAAGAAAUAGUAGUAAGAUUCUAAGAUUUAUUUCAGACUUCCUUGCUUUUUUGGUACUCUACAAUUUCAUCAUUCCAAUUUCAUUAUAUGUGACAGUCGAAAUGCAGAAAUUUCUUGGAUCAUUUUUUAUUGGCUGGGAUCUUGAUCUCUACCAUGAAGAAUCAGAUCAGAAAGCUCAAGUCAACACUUCUGAUUUGAAUGAAGAGCUUGGUCAGGUGGAGUAUGUAUUUACAGAUAAAACUGGUACACUGACAGAAAAUGAGAUGCAUUUUCGAGAAUGUUCAAUUAAUGGCAUAAAAUACCGAGAAAUAAAUGGUAGACUUCUACUUGAAGGACCAACACCAGACUCUUCAGAAGGAGACUUAUCUUAUCCUAGUAGUUUAUCUCAUCUUAACAACUUAACCCAUCUUACAACCAGUUCCUCUUUUAGAACCAGUCCUGAAAAUGAAACUGAACUAAUUAAAGAACACGAUCUCUUCUUUAAAGCAGUCAGUCUCUGUCACACUGUACAGAUUAGCGGUGUUCAGACUGAUGGCAUUGGUGAUGGUCCCUGGCAGUCCAACCUGGCACCCUCCCCAUUGGAGUACUAUGCAUCUUCACCAGAUGAAAAGGCUCUAGUUGAAGCUGCUGCAAGAAUUGGUGUUGUAUUUAUUGGCAAUUCUGAAGAAACUAUGGAAGUUAAAACACUUGGAAAACUGGAACGGUACAAACUGCUUCAUAUUCUGGAAUUUGAUUCAGAUCGUAGGAGAAUGAGUGUAAUUGUUCAGGCACCUUCAGGUGAGAAGUUUUUAUUUGCUAAAGGAGCUGAAUCAUCUAUUCUCCCUAAAUGUAUAGGUGGAGAAAUAGAAAAAACAAGAAUUCAUGUAGAUGAAUUUGCUUUGAAAGGGCUCCGAACUCUGUGUAUAGCCUAUAGACAGUUAACUUCUAAAGAGUAUGAGGAAAUAAAUAGAUGCUUAUUUGAAGCCAGGACUGCCUUGCAGCAACGGGAAGAGAAAUUGGCAGAUGCCUUCCAGGUCGUAGAAAAAGACUUGACAUUACUUGGAGCUACAGCAGUGGAAGACAGACUACAAGAUAAAGUUCGAGAAACUAUUGAAGCAUUGAGAAUGGCUGGUAUCAAAGUAUGGGUACUUACUGGAGAUAAACAUGAAACAGCUGUUAGUGUGAGCUUAUCAUGUGGACAUUUUCAUCGAACCAUGAACAUCCUUGAACUUAUAAACCAGAAAUCAGACAGCGAAUGUGCUGAACAAUUGAGGCAGCUUGCCAGAAGAAUUACAGAGGAUCAUGUGAUUCAGCAUGGGCUGGUAGUAGAUGGGACCAGCCUAUCUCUUGCACUCAGGGAGCAUGAAAAACUAUUUAUGGAAGUUUGUAGAAAUUGUUCAGCUGUAUUAUGCUGUCGUAUGGCACCACUACAAAAAGCAAAAGUAAUAAGACUGAUAAAAAUCUCACCUGAGAAACCUAUAACAUUGGCUGUUGGUGAUGGUGCUAAUGAUGUGAGCAUGAUACAAGAAGCACAUGUUGGCAUAGGAAUCAUGGGUAAAGAAGGAAGACAGGCUGCAAGAAACAGUGACUAUGCAAUAGCUAGAUUUAAAUUCCUCUCCAAACUGCUUUUUGUUCAUGGUCAUUUUUAUUAUAUUAGAAUAGCUACCCUUGUACAGUACUUUUUUUAUAAGAAUGUGUGCUUUAUCACACCCCAAUUUUUAUAUCAGUUCUACUGUUUGUUUUCUCAACAAACACUAUAUGACAGCGUGUACCUGACUUUAUACAAUAUUUGUUUUACUUCCUUACCUAUUCUGAUAUAUAGUCUUUUGGAACAGCACAUAGACCCUCAUGUAUUACAGAGCAAGCCCACCCUCUAUCGAGACAUUAGUAAAAACCAUCUCUUGAGCAUUAAAACAUUUCUUUAUUGGACCAUCCUAGGUUUCAGUCAUGCCUUUAUUUUCUUUUUUGGAUCCUAUUUUCUAAUAGGGAAAGAUAUAUCUCUGCUUGGAAAUGGCCAGAUGUUUGGAAACUGGACAUUUGGCACCUUGGUCUUCACAGUCAUGGUUAUUACAGUCACAGUAAAGAUGGCUUUGGAAACACAUUUUUGGACUUGGAUCAACCAUCUUGUUACCUGGGGAUCUAUUAUAUUUUAUUUCAUAUUUUCUUUGUUUUAUGGAGGGAUUCUCUGGCCAUUUUUGGGCUCCCAGAAUAUGUACUUUGUGUUUAUUCAACUCCUAUCAAGUGGUUCUGCUUGGUUUGCCAUAAUCCUCAUGGUUGUUAUGUGUCUAUUUCUUGAUAUUGUAAAGAAAGUAUUUGACCGACAGCUCCAUCCUACAAGUACUCAAAAGGCACAGCUUACUGAAACAAAUUCAGGUGUCAAGUGCUUGGACUCCAUGUGCUGUUUCCCAGAAGGAGAAACAGCGUGCGCAUCUAUUGGAAGAAUGCUGGAACGAGUUAUAGGAAGAUGCAGUCCGACCCACGUCAGCAGAUCAUGGAGUGCAUCGGAUCCUUUCUAUACCAACGACAGGAGCAUCUUGACUCUCUCCACAAUGGAUUCAUCUACUUGUUAAAGGGGCUUUGUGGAAGCCAUUUCACCUCCUUUCCAAAAAUUCAGUGUAAUCGUCCUGUUAGUGGCCACACUAGCUCUGAAAUGACUUUCUGAAAUCUCUGGAUAAUUUAUACCCACUUAGAGUUAUAAUGGCAAACAAACAGAAAACAUUAACAGGAACCCCUCCCGACCCCCUUAAUUUGAAUCUGAACAUGUUAAAAUUUUUGAAUAAAGAAACUUUUUUUUA